GCCCGGGCGCGCCGCACUGGGCAUGCUCCGUAGCCUGGGCAGGUUGGGGCUGCGAGGCGACAGCUCGGGCUCUGGAGCCGGGAGGCGAGAACGAGGAGGGAGACUCGGGGGCAGGGGAGGAGGGAGCGGCGGGCCACGGAGGGGCCGCGGGGCCCGGAGCCGGGGACACGCAGAGCCCGGCGGCGGCGGGCAGGCGGGCCGGCGCUGCCCCGUGGGCUCGCCGGGGAGACGGCGGAGACCCCGGGACCUCGGCCGAGGGGGCGGUGCCGUGAGUUUGACUGAGUGGACAUCACUUGCAGUUGGUCCAGAGCUGCCUGGGCUUCAAUGAUUAAUGGAUCAUCAAAAACUAUUUCUGAGAUGGCCAGAGAUUGAAUGAUCCGC
Molecule: messenger RNA, 381 nt
Organism: Microcebus murinus (gray mouse lemur)
Lineage: Eukaryota; Metazoa; Chordata; Mammalia; Primates; Cheirogaleidae
Source: RefSeq, a predicted model, not a curated record